CGUCCUGGCCUGCGGCUGCUUCGCGCUCGCCCCUCGACCGCGCUGAGCGAACGGCAUGGAGCUGAGCAGAGGCAUUGUCUCAGCUCCACUACCGCAGCCAGCGCUGCGGACGGCGCCCGCCCCCCGCCUCGGUCGCCGGCAUCCCUUCGGAGCCUUCUCACCGCCGCUACCGCUUUCUCACGUGCGAGAGCAGGGGUGCUUCAUCAGCAGGGCGCUGCGCCCGCCACAGGAGUGGGUGGAGGGCUGGGUCCGGAGCAACGACACGCUCGUCCGCGGCCUGCCCAUCCUCGUCGGCGGCGCCUCCCUCGUCGCUGUCCUCCUCAACCGUGCCGUUUCCGGAAUUGCCGCCGUCGCCGACGCCUCCAGUUCGCAGUCGAGGGCCGACAUUUUAACCCUUGCUCUCUCCGUAACUGACAUUCUUGCCGGCCUCGUUUGGCUGUCCAUCCGUCCCAAAUCCAUUUCUCCGGUGGUUCCUCGAGGUGUCGAAUGCAAACGAGUUGGUCCUGGUGUGUCAAGUUAUGCUCUUCACGAACUACUUUGGACAUGGGAUUCCCUCACUACUGCAACUUGUUGCAAAUCAUUGGUUGUUGUGUAUGGAGGUAAUUGCAUUCUUCAAAUCGGUGUUGCUGCGGGAUCUCCAGAAGAUGGUAAUGCUAUUACUGUGGAUACACAAAAGUUCAUCCAGGGCUCUCUUUACAAAAGUGCAAUGGAAUCCAAGAAACAAUCUUAUCUGGCAAAUCUUGCUCUGUAUCCUGGAAGGUCUGAGUUGCCCUUCUUGCCUGCUAACACACAGGCACUAAUAUUACAACCAGUUGGUGAUAAAGGAAUUGCAAUUGUUGGUGGUGACACUAUAAGAGGGUUCACUAGUAUUGAUCAGGCAUGGAUCGCAAUGAUCGCAGACAAGUUGGAUGCCACAUUGUCGAAGUCUUAUAACUCUUAAGAACUGGGCUGCUUAUUGGAUGUUUGGUUCACCAUCGCCUGCCUCCUGCAAGUGAGGACAUCGUCCUUUUGCGACCUUGUCUGACGUGAUAAUUCAUCGAGCAUACAUGUGGACGGCUGGACGCUGAACCAGGGCCUCUAUAGUCAAAGUUCCAAAUUGGCCAUCUAGUUUAGCAUGGCUCGGUCACAACACCAGGUAGGCAGGGACUGCUUUCUAAAGAGCUGAUGGCUAGCUCAAGCUUUAAUGUCUGACAAGACAUAGACACAUAGGCAAUGGUUUUACAUGUGUUUGCAUUCAUUCCGCUUGAGUUCAUGCAACGAAAUGCAAUA
This is a messenger RNA of Panicum hallii, 1269 nucleotides long. Its product is annotated as protein COFACTOR ASSEMBLY OF COMPLEX C SUBUNIT B CCB4, chloroplastic. The transcript has 8 exons. Gene Ontology annotation, biological process: cytochrome b6f complex assembly. The record is from RefSeq and is a predicted model, not a curated record. The coding region runs from base 56 to 940 and encodes 294 amino acids. Gene Ontology annotation, cellular component: chloroplast. Lineage: Eukaryota; Viridiplantae; Streptophyta; Magnoliopsida; Poales; Poaceae.